UGGUGAAAGCACUUGCAAUUUUAUUUACUUGAAUUGUGUGAAAAUAAGCAAUUUACUAAGUGAUAGCGGCUUAAAAUUUUAAGGCGCAGGGUGCAUCGCUGCAUCCGCUAAACCAUGAGUUAUCAGAUACCAUCAUCACAGAGCCGUACGAUGACACAUAGCAACUAUAGUGGUUCUGAUGUGCCAAUGGCACCAAGCAAGGAGCAGCAGACCCUCAUGUGGCAGCAGAAUUCAUAUUUGGUGGAUUCUGGUAUCAACUCUGGGGCGGCCACUCAGGUACCAUCUCUCACUGGCAAGGAAGAUGAUGAGAUGGAAGGUGAUCAGCUCAUGUUUGAUCUGGACCAGGGUUUUGCCCAAGGAUUCACUCAGGAGCAAGUGGAUGACAUGAACCAGCAGCUGUCUCAAACCAGGUCCCAGCGUGUGCGCGCUGCCAUGUUUCCUGAGACAUUAGAAGAAGGUAUUGAAAUCCCCUCGACACAGCUGGAUCCAGCCCAGCCCACAGCGGUGCAGCGCUUGUCCGAACCAUCGCAGAUGUUGAAACAUGCAGUGGUCAACCUAAUCAACUAUCAAGAUGAUGCUGAUUUGGCUACAAGGGCCAUCCCAGAGUUGAUCAAACUAUUGAACGAUGAGGAUCAAGUGGUAGUGUCUCAAGCUGCGAUGAUGGUUCACCAGUUGUCAAAGAAGGAAGCCUCAAGGCAUGCCAUUAUGAACUCACCGCAAAUGGUCGCGGCUUUAGUGCGCGCAAUCUCUAACAGCAAUGACUUAGAGACAACUAAGGGAGCUGUUGGAACCUUGCACAACUUGUCUCACCACCGACAAGGUCUACUUGCAAUCUUCAAGAGCGGUGGCAUACCAGCCUUGGUUAAACUAUUAAGCUCUCCAGUGGAAUCUGUCCUGUUCUAUGCCAUAACAACCUUGCACAACCUGUUACUUCACCAGGAUGGUUCUAAAAUGGCUGUCCGUCUUGCUGGUGGACUGCAAAAGAUGGUGGCAUUACUGCAAAGGAAUAAUGUGAAGUUCCUGGCAAUUGUGACUGAUUGCCUCCAGAUAUUGGCAUACGGAAACCAGGAGUCGAAGCUAAUCAUCCUUGCUUCCCAAGGUCCCAUCGAGUUAGUGCGUAUCAUGCGUACAUUUGAUUAUGAAAAAUUGCUGUGGACCACAUCAAGAGUGCUGAAGGUUUUGUCUGUCUGCUCAAGCAACAAACCUGCAAUCGUCGAAGCAGGUGGCAUGCAAGCCCUAGCUAUACAUCUCGGCAACCCCAGUGGACGUUUAGUCCAGAACUGUCUUUGGACUUUGAGGAAUCUUUCUGAUGCUGCGACUAAGGUGGAGGGAUUGGAAGGACUGCUUCAAAGCCUGGUGCAAGUGUUGGCUUCAACCGAUGUUAACAUCGUGACUUGUGCUGCAGGAAUUCUUUCUAACUUGACCUGCAAUAACCAACGUAAUAAGGUGACAGUAUGCCAAGCUGGCGGUGUUGAUGCUCUGGUACGCACCGUUGUUUCCGCGGGCGACCGAGAGGAGAUCACUGAACCGGCCGUGUGCGCGUUACGUCACCUCACUUCGCGUCACGUCGAGAGCGAGAUGGCACAAAACGCUGUCAGACUGCAUUAUGGAUUGCCUGUUAUUGUUAAACUCCUGCAACCACCUUCACGCUGGCCGCUGGUGAAGGCAGUGGUCGGCCUAGUUCGCAACUUGGCCUUAUGCCCCGCAAAUCACGCCCCGUUACGCGAACACGGCGCCGUGCAUCAUUUGGUGCGACUCUUGUUACGCGCUUUCAACGAUACUCAGCGGCAACGCGGUUCUGUUACCGGCGGCGGUGGAACGGGUGGCGCGUACGCAGACGGCGUGCGUAUGGAAGAGAUAGUGGAAGGCGCAGUCGGGGCUUUGCACAUUCUGGCGCGAGAGAGUCUCAAUCGCACUCUGAUCCGACAGCAGAACGUCAUACCGAUAUUCGUGCAGCUGCUUUUCAAUGAAAUAGAGAACAUACAACGCGUGGCAGCCGGGGUACUCUGUGAGUUGGCCGCAGAUAAAGAAGGGGCGGAAAUGAUAGAAGCCGAAGGUGCUACGGCUCCUCUCACUGAAUUGCUGCAUUCUCGUAAUGAAGGUGUAGCGACGUACGCGGCGGCGGUGCUGUUCCGCAUGUCCGAGGACAAGCCGCACGAUUACAAGAAGCGGCUCUCCAUGGAGCUGACUAACUCACUGUUCCGCGACGAUCACCAGAUGUGGCCCAACGAUCUGGCCAUGCAACCCGACUUGCAGGACAUGCUCGGGCCCGAGCAAGGCUAUGAGGGCCUGUACGGGACGCGGCCCUCCUUCCACCAGCAAGGCUACGAUCAGAUACCGAUAGAUUCAAUGCAGGGCCUCGAGAUCGGCGGAGGAUUCGGAAUGGACAUGGACAUCGGAGAAGCUGACGGCGCCGGUGCCGCAUCAGCAGACUUGGCUUUUCCAGAACCGCCACUCGACAAUAACAACGUCGCCGCCUGGUACGACACAGACCUUUGAAUUCAACAACAGCACACCAAAAUUGUUGUAUAAGGCAUUGUUCACAUAGCAAAAAUCUGACGUGCGGUCAAACGUUCUGCACCCGUAGUUAAGGUUUCUGAAUGUCAGAUCGGCGUCCGCGCUAACGCUUUGAUUCCCACCAAGAAGAUUAGUAUGUUCUAAAAUAUUUUCUGUUAAUUUGUAGAACAUUUUAAGUUUUACAUAUCAGUGGCAGUUUUCUCACUCGAAAUCACUAGGGGCUUAGAAAAAGAGUGUUAACGCGCAGUGCGUAAAGCAAAAGCUUGUCUUCGGAUGGACACACGCUGUGUUAAUUCUAUUGAAAUCAAUCAGAUCUCUAUAUUUAAAGAAAAUAAAUUGUUAGAUCUAAAAAAGAAAAGUGAAAGGGAUUCAUGCCACUCUUUUAGACCAGCCAAUUUAGUAACCUAUGUUUAGAAAUCCGUGUACUACAGAAUUAGAAACAAAUGUGUAUUUCUAAAAGAGUUUUCGUGUGCGUGUUAUUGUCUAAGUGAUUUUACUUGAUUUCAGCUUCCUCGCUUGUGAACUAUAGUACGUAUAGUGUAUGAAUGUCACGCGAAUAUGCGCGUUAUGUUUUUGCCAUCUGAACACAGCCUAAGAGUGUAAGACCAGGACACGAGUACAAAAUAACAGUAGUGAAUUCAUCAAAUCAUUAAUAGUGAAUUUGAUAAAUGGGUUUUUAAGUACUAUACUAACUUAGGAACAAAAUUUCAACUAAUUGCCCUCUUACGCUAAGAAUGAGUUUUGUUUUAAUGUACUUGACGGAGUGGUGUUUUAAGCUAGACGUUUUAAGCUAGACACAUAAUGUUCAAACGCUACUCUGAACUCUCGAUUACUUUUAUUAUUACCUACAUCUAUAUAUCUCAUUUGUCGAUGCAUUUUAAUUACCUUUACAGUUGACAAAGGUGCGGGUUUUAUGAAAAAAAUCGUUCUUUAACAUCAAAUAUCAGUGAAAAUGCUAAUUGAAUCUAAAUAUGUAUUCAAUUCGUAUCUGCUUUCUAAACACUGUCCACUAAUGUACCAGGGCGAUGAACAAAUAUGUGUCUACCUUAAAAAUAAAUAGUGCGUUAAUAAGUUAUUGUUGAAACGAAUAAAGAAUACGAUUAAGUUUUUAUCCAACGACUAUUGUUUUGCAACUUAUAUAAUAUUAAGAUCUCAUGGAAAUCGUUAAAUCAUGACAUUUAACUCGCAAGAGUUUCAAAUCAGAAAUGUUCAAUUCUGUGAUAUAACAUUCUUUGAACAUAUCAAAGGCAGCUGACCUAAUUUAUAAAUUUAAUGUUUUUACUUAAAUAAAACUGCAUUUUUUCAGACUAACAAUAUAUAGUAUAUAAAUUGUAUCAAUAAAUAAUUAAUAUAAGUUACGAUAUAAAAAUCAAUCGCAACAAAAUAGCUUUUAUGUGUUCAAUUAACAUUUAAUUGAAUACAUGAAAGCUAUUUUGUUGCGAAAUCUAGCGAAAUUGCGAAUCUUAGAAAGAAUUGUUUACCUUCCGGUAACACAACAUAGAUUAACAAAAAUCGCAUGGUUCAUAAAGGGAUGUAUUUCAAAGACAAAUGUUAAGUUUAUUGAACAAUUUACAACCUAUAUCUUACUUUUUUAUUCUGAAGGCGAAGGAAUUCUUAAAUAUCAUUGGUGCUACCCCCUGGAAAAAGUAUUCGAAAUUAUUAUUAUUAUUAUAAUAGAGAAAAUCGAUUGAAUAUUACCGCCCUGCAUUGAUUAUAUCGAGUUUUGUACGCGAACGUAUGAAAUGCGUGUAAUCGGAGAAUAGGGUAUUGUUUACACUAUAAGAUAUGACAUAGGCUUUAAAUUAAUACUUGAUAGAAAGUACGAUUCAUUUAAUAUGUACGUGCAUUUAUGGAGUUUGUAGUGUGUUUUUUUUAAUUGGUUGAUAUAUUUUGCUGAAUGACAUUUUUUUUUAAAUUGAAUGAUGCAUAAGACUGUUUGAUUGCGUAAGUUAUGUUUUUUAUAUUGGCGAUUGACUGCCGUUUAUGUUUAUAUCGAAAUCAUGGAAUCGUUCACCUACGCUUACGUUUAUCCGCUAUUUACGUUUUUAACAUUUAUUGGUACCAUUUUAAAUAGAAAAUGAAGUAUCUGGAACUAGUUCCAUCUUUUUCUGCAAGGAAAGUUGUAAAAGGGGUAGCACUUUUAGAACUAUCAUUUUUUUUAUCUCUUUCUCUAUAACUGAAUUAGUAUACCAUUCUCCUCGUGUUCAACGUUUACAAGUAGUAAAUGUAAAAGAUAACACGAGGGGUCGUUUUAUGCUAUAAAAACGGUAGUUGCAACAAACUUUGAACUCUGAAUAAGGGAAGUUAAAGUUGAAAACGGCAACAGCGUUUAAAAUCGGGCAUUACAUGCGACGGAAGUACCAUAAUUCAAGCUUAAGUUACGUACGUGAAUAGCGGAUUGAUGUAAACAUAGACAUUAAUUCAGAUAUAACAUGUCCUUUGAAUGCAAUUUAAUUUUUACUGUCUCUUAUAAAUAAAUAGAUGUUUAUUGCCAAAACUGUGCUAAACUUUGUAAGUUUGUCAGUCGCGCGCGCGAUAAACUAUAAAUCCCAAUCCAUUUUAUUUCCUGAAACUGUUUUACUAUUGGCUUAUAUUAUCGGCAACAAUAAUAUAAAUAAAUUCAGCCAAUAAAAAGGAAUGGGAUGAUCGCAUCAAUAAUUAUUACAGGUUUAGUAUAUUACGCAUUAUUCAUGAUUUGAUACAAAAAUGAAAACUUUUCUUAUACAGGAUUACUUAUGACAUUUGAAUUUCAGAAUAUUAUUUUGUUUGCUCGUUUUAGUUGCCGAUUAGAUCAUGAACAAACUAAUUAACUAGGUACCUAUGAUUAAUGUGUAGUUGAUUAAUUAUUGUCAGUAUAGUGACGUGUUUUACGGCAAACGGAUGUUUUUAACCAUGUAAUAAUCUGUAGGAAUCUUUUUAUUCAUGUUAAGGUGCGUUUACACUAUAAACUAAGUAUAUUUGUGCCAAAAAAUAAUAAUUCGUUUGCAUUUAUUUCUCAAAAACAAAUGAGGUGGAUCUUUGUUAUGAGUAGUUGACGCUACAAUAAAGUUGAUCGAUUUAAUUAAAACAUUAACUUUAAUAGUUUACUCAAGUCAUUUAUUUAUUUAUAAAUUGAAUAAUCUUUAUUCAAUAUUUUUGCAUGCCUAUCCGGGAUGUUAAGGUGGCCCUUACCGGACCGAUGUGUUAAUUUCUAGUGUCAUUCUAGUGUUAAUAUCCUCAAAACUAAGCAAGAUAUACUACACAUAAUGUACACCUAAAUCUAAACAUAAAAGUUACAUUUGAUUUCUAAUUUAUGACCCCAGUUAUGAAAUUUAAGCAAUUCAAUCAGGGGAAAUUACAAAAGUAUAUGUUGUUAAGAUUAAGGUACGGUUAACGCGAUGAAUGUUGGAUGGUGAUGCGGCCGGCUAGCGUUACCUUAAGAUACCAGUGUAUUAUAGGUUUUUACGCACACAGUGUAUACGUAUCUUAACAAUAAUGUGUUCUAUAGUAAAAUAAUGAUAUCAAAAUGUUUAGGAGAUGCACACUAACGUAACUACAUACACGUAGAGUUAGAUUAAUGUAACCGUAUAAUUGUAAGGAUUAGUAUUAAUUGCGUAAUUCCUUUUUUUAGGGUCCUCAUAUAUAAUUUUUCUAUUUGAUAUUUUAAGUAACUUUACCAAUGUUUUUAUACUAGUUCGAUUAUAAAGACAUUGCUGAAGUAAUGAGGUUUUUUGUCCAUUUAUGUAUGGAUAUUAAAUUAAAUUUAAAAACAUAA
This is a messenger RNA of Pararge aegeria (speckled wood butterfly), 6271 nucleotides long. RefSeq names its product armadillo segment polarity protein (gene arm). Gene Ontology annotation, cellular component: adherens junction; catenin complex. Gene Ontology annotation, biological process: cell adhesion; positive regulation of transcription by RNA polymerase II. Lineage: Eukaryota; Metazoa; Arthropoda; Insecta; Lepidoptera; Nymphalidae. Gene Ontology annotation, molecular function: alpha-catenin binding; transcription coactivator activity; protein phosphatase binding. Bases 115 to 2499 code for a protein of 794 amino acids. The record is from RefSeq and is a predicted model, not a curated record. The transcript has 15 exons.